Molecule: messenger RNA, 1188 nt
Organism: Schistocerca americana (American grasshopper)
Lineage: Eukaryota; Metazoa; Arthropoda; Insecta; Orthoptera; Acrididae
Exons: 4
Coding region: 320-955 (211 amino acids)
Source: RefSeq, a predicted model, not a curated record
GGCCGAGUGCCGCUGCCGCUGCCGCCCCGCGCCACGCCUGCUCCCGUCACUCCGUCCCCGGUAGCUGAGCCACCACCUCUGCGUCCGCUGGCACCUGGCUACUGCCGCCGCCACCGCUGACGCUGCACGUGAGGCCAUCACGUUUCGUUCACGGGAAACCCAAGGAUUCCUCUCUCGGUCGGAAUUCGAGUAAGGUCCAAGCACGUUCGUCGGUGCAAGAAGACGGCGUGAUCUCCACCAGCGCGCAUCCAGUUGGGGAGAGCGGGCAGCUCGCGUUCCCGUGCCUUGCGGCGUCGCCCGUGCUGGUAGGUGGAGCAGCAUGAGGAGCAGCCUGCCGGCGCCGCUGCUGCUGCUGCUGGCCCUCUGCCUGUCGGCGGCCGCUCCAGGCGCCUGGCUGCUGGCCAGCCCCGAGCCGGCCUCCGUGUGGAUGCGAGAGCUCGUCUCCCCUGCCACAGACCUCAACCUCGAAAAGCUCAUCGGCCGAUGGUACCUGGUGGAGGAAGUGGCGCCAGUCCGGCUGUCGUCGGACACGACGUGCGACUGGUACGACUUCUGGCGCGACGAGAACGGCACGCUGACGGUGCAGUGGUUCGUGCGCUCCGAGGACCGCACGGAGGCCGUGGUGCCCGCCAUCCCCGUGACGGACGGCGGCGUCUGGCACCUGCCCGCGGUGUACCUGGGCUACGCGGUGGUGGACCUGUCGCCGGACGGGCGCUUCCUGUCGCUGGCGACGUGCGUGCGGUACGCUAUGUCGUGCUCGGCGGCCGUGCUGGCGCGCGACGUGGCCGACGCGGCGCGGCGCGCCGACAUGACGGACGUGCACCGGCGGCUGACGCGCGCGCGCCUCAACCACACCGAGGCCGGCUACCCCAAGGACCCGCAGGCGUGCAGCGCCGGCGCGCAGCUGCCGCGCCACCGCGACGCGCAGCUGCAGGCCGUGCAGUACCGCCUCUGAGGGCCGCCUCCUGCCACACACCUGGCGACGGCAGGCACGCUGUAAAAGCGACGCAUCCGUGCUGUGGGGCACGCGCUCACAGCUGACAACUGUACUGACGAGCAGGACAAUCGGACAGUCACAGAAACUGGUAGUGGGAAUAAUUGAUAGAUUUCCUACUUGUCAGAAGCUACUGCUAUCGGGGGACUCGACUGGAAAGGGUCUAACGCCACUCAGUUAGAACUUCUCGAUUA